Molecule: messenger RNA, 2749 nt
Organism: Macroventuria anomochaeta
Lineage: Eukaryota; Fungi; Ascomycota; Dothideomycetes; Pleosporales; Didymellaceae
Exons: 2
Coding region: 201-2375 (724 amino acids)
Source: RefSeq, a predicted model, not a curated record
UUACCUGCCCGGAUAGGAACCUUCUUCACACGCUGAAAACAUAUCGCAUGUCUCAACACUUUGUUAACGGUAGUCGCACUGCUCCGUGUACCUCUAUGCUUGUGUAACCAGAGCACAAUCCCACGACUGCGAGCCAGUUCCAACUCUGUUUCUGCCUGAACUUAACAUUCGUUACGGACCUGGGUUUUGGUAUUGAAGAGAUGUUAAGCAUACUGGCUCCAAGAACAAAUCCCUCUGAACGAAAGCACAGUGACCUGCAUCAUGCAUCGCGACCACGGUCUUCCAACAUCGCCGAUGUCCAGAAGCAGACAAGAUCUUUCUCGAUGGGCAGCAGCGUCGCUUGUAAUUGGGAGUCGAUGGACCUGAAGCCAUCAUCUGCGCGCGCAUCUGCUUCAGCGGCACGCGGCCUCGCACAACCAACAAAACCGCAAGACCACGAUGUCCCACUUUUAACAAAGACCCCGUGGGAAGUUGAACGAUAUAAAAGGAACUCUACAUGGAGGCGCUCAGGGCUUCAGGCGGAGUUCCCUGCUCACAUUUUCAAGACGUUGCCGAGAGAGGUCUACAAUUGCAUCGUAGCGCAGUUAGAGCAGAUCCAUCUCCAGCAAGAUCAGGCAUGCCCAUCAUGCUAUUUGCAUGAUCUUCACAGUCUGUCACUUACGAGCCGCGCAUGGGAUAGAGCCGCUACUCUACAAAUGUAUCGCAAAGUCUACGUGGUUGGGCAUGACGAUCAUUCACAGUCACGGAAGACGAAGGUCAAAGGGCCCAGUAGGCUGAAACUGCUUAGAAGGACACUGCGAGAACGCCAUCUGAUGGCGCGACACGUACGUGAGCUGCACUUGCCUGACUUUCAGACCUUGUAUCAGCAAGCAAGCAUCGAACGCGAAGAAAUCGUCAACCUCGUUGCGUCCUUGGUCAUGGCGUGUCCUUCUCUGGAACGUCUCGUUGGUUUCCACAUUCCCUUCACUCAAUCCUUCGACCGUCUCUCGUAUGCACUAGCAACAAGGUCGAAGUUACAGGAGCGAGUGUGGCUGCUCUCCGAGCCGGAAGAUGACAACUCGGAUGGAGAGGAUAACGACGAAGUCAGCAACUACUAUCUCGCAGCUCGCGAUCCGACAGAGCGCUUCCUCGACCUCAACUCCGGGCACCCAUUACUAACCACCUUGGUGCUGCAUCAAAGCUCCGGCGACUUCUCCCCCACUCUAAAUUUUCGUGCGACCAUUGGAACUUUUCGGCAACUUCCCCUGUUACGGCAUCUUUCUAUUUCUGGUUUGCCAGCUGCAUCAUUUACGAACUUAGCAUUAAAUGCCGUCCCACCGAGGCUGCAGUCUUUACGCCUUGAAAACCUCCCUGGGAUCAACGAUAAGGGGUUGCAGAAAUUUGCAACCUCGCACCUCUCAACUUCCAUCGAGAAGCUGACACUCAUCAACCUAGAACUAUCGAGCCUAGUCACAAUCACGAGCAUUCUGUCCGAGCAUUUCAGUAGACUAAGGCAUUUCACGAUAGCACAGUACAGGACACCGGACUUAAAUUCGCGUAUCUCGGUACCCGACUUUUCUUGUCCGUCUCUACAAUCCAUACACUUUGAAUUUCGAUCUCAGUCUGGACCGGCAGUUGAUCCCUUCUCGCCAGAGAUCGGAAAGUCCAUGGAGUUCCCUUUCGCGAACCCGGAGCCGAUCUCUUGCCUUGCUACAUCGCUACUAGCAAUGAAUAUCGAAGAAGGCGCCUUCCCAGCAUUGCGUAGAAUACGCAUACCACACGACCCCCAAGGACUACUCCAAGCCCUUUGCAAACCCCGCGCAACCGCACUUCUUCCUUCAGACACAUCUUUCUUUCCAUGUCCACAGCAGAAGUUCGGAUCCUGUGGAUAUGCUAUCAUGAUUGAUGCACACGUAUCACAACCUCAAUCUCCGAAAAUCCGAGAAAGUUCCUACAUCGUACCGCUCAGUCCUCGCGCCGACUCAGCAAUCGAUUCACCCAUAUUCGACAGCAGCCCAUCUUCCUCAGCCCUCACGCCUUUGAAGACUCGUCUCGCAGCCCAAGCCCGCAUACUCGCCGCCCGCAAAACACCCUUCGUAACAGUGCGCGUCUACGACCCAGAAGGGGAAGUCUGCAUCGAUACUGCUAUUGGCGGCUUCAUUGGAGACAUUAAAAGUAACAUAGUGUAUGACCUAAAGCCAGACGCAAGUCGAUGGCCUGGAAACCGUGACCAGAGCGGUCCACCUCAGCCUGAGUGGAUCACUGGCAUUGAAGAUUUGGUAGACGAGCGCACACCUCCGAAUGAUAGGUCGCGUGAACGGUAUUGGGGUGACUGCGGACAUCGUGUUGGUGGUAGGGUGGGGCGUAACAUUGUGAGAGUUGAAGAGUUGUUCUGAGGAGCUAUUUUGAUUCAAGGACAGAACCUUCCAACAUCUAAUCAAGGAAUUGGCAUAUCGCUCCACACAACUAUUGUACUUUCCACUGCAACGAUACCUUCUCAGCACACGGCAGAUUCAACAAUGCAGACUAGCUCAGCGAUCGACGCGUCCUUAUCCUGGCGCUCCAAUUUGCUCAUGACUUGACGUCUGCAUAGCCUCACUCCUCCAGGUGACUGACAAGCCUGCGGAGCAGCUCCGUUAGGUAGGUCGUAUGCGCCCGAAAUAGGAAAACGAUAUUGCACGUAGUAGGUUAGCCGCGCUGGGAGCGAUACUUUUUAUAUCAGUUCGCACCGCUGCUGUUGUUUAUAGUGAUGUUGGUAAAGAUGUUCUGG